AUGGUUACCACCCGACCUCGAGCCCAUUCUACCUCUAAUAUUAAAUUAACAUUAAUAUCGUCCCGCCAAAAUCCAGCAUUGCGUAGUACGCCCGAGUUACCGUCCAUGUUGGUUGGCUUGGAGACGACAGUUCCGCAGAACCUCUCACCAGACGACUUUUCGACGACACAUCGCCCAACACGCGGGAAAAAGAAGCCUGUUGACACCUCACCUGCUGUAACUAUGACAACUGGGAGAAGAGGAUGCUGUUUUUGCUGCCGGAGAUGUUGUGCCUGUGGAUGUCAGAUUCUGCUGGUCCUCCUUCAAUUAUUAAUUGGGGGUGGGGUCACGGGGUUGGCAUUUUAUGUUGAAUUUUACUACCCGGUCAUUUCGUUUCGUGAGACGCCAUAUUGGGCGGGACUUCCGUUACUAUUAGCCGGUUUAAUAGGAGUAUGUUUUUGUUGUGUGAAUAUUUCCAUAGCAACCGAGACAGGUAGAGGCUGCUUUCUCAAGGCAAUGUGUUUUAUAUUUUCCAUCAUCGCCAUAUUCGUCAACCUGAUAGCCUGUGUAUUUCCCGGUAUACACCUGGGUAGAAUUUACACCUACAGAGGACUGUGUUUAUUAGGAAGUAUCGUGUCCCUGUGGUUUGUUAUUUUAUUAUGGAGAGAACGGUAUGGCGGAUUUUACUCUGGGACCGACACGCCUGUUUUAAGACGGAGAAAUAUCAAGCAUUUUGAUGUGGCCAAACUUCCACCAGAGGCAUAA
Lottia gigantea (owl limpet) is the source of this 744-nucleotide messenger RNA. RefSeq lists its product as hypothetical. The transcript is spliced from 4 exons. Gene Ontology annotation, cellular component: sarcolemma; dystrophin-associated glycoprotein complex. NCBI's taxonomy places the organism in Eukaryota, Metazoa, Mollusca, Gastropoda, Lottiidae. The record is from RefSeq and is a predicted model, not a curated record. The coding region runs from base 1 to 744 and encodes 247 amino acids.